AAGUACCGAACCAUCAAAGCCAUCAAAAUGCCUACGCGAGACGAUUUGAUGCCAGGUCAAGACCCACCAGAGCCAACCCCAGAGAAUCUACCGUACGGGGAUGACAUAGACUAUCAGUUGAGCAUGCUCAUGUACUGGCUAGACGAAAAGGAGCUGACCUACAGCGAGAGCGCAAGACUGUAUAGGCUAAAGUUUCCGGGUGAGACUGGCACUGACGAUACCGUCCGCAAGAAGCAUUACAACACCUUGAUACGGCUGGCAAGGAGACACGGAUUGAGACCCGAGGAAGAUCUUGGGGAGCCGGGCAAGAACGUUCUGCGUCGUGGUAAGCAGGCUGGUCACAAGUACAAUACCAUUGGUGGCAGGGUCGUCUAUGCCGCUGGUGGUGAUCCUCUUGUCGACGGGGCAGCUCGGCGAAAGAGGGUCUCUGAGCCAUUGGCGCAUCGAGGGUUCCUGAAGGCGUGCAUCUGUGUCUGGAAAGACACCUCGGAUGUUAGCUUUGAGCAGAUCCAGCAGAGGCUGGCGGAGGAGUAUAAUUGGAUCAUGCGUGCAAACACUGUCCAGAAACUGUACUACAGCGAGCGUGCACGAGUUUAUGACAUGUAUGGGGAUGCUGGU
This is a messenger RNA of Macroventuria anomochaeta, 618 nucleotides long. RefSeq lists its product as uncharacterized. The transcript has a single exon. The annotation marks the transcript as partial. The record is from RefSeq and is a predicted model, not a curated record. NCBI's taxonomy places the organism in Eukaryota, Fungi, Ascomycota, Dothideomycetes, Pleosporales, Didymellaceae.